CUCGGUACCGCGAACGACAAAGAACGACAUUCUCCGUGUUGCCUCUGUCACUACCGAGGAACUACCUACAGUCAGUGGGAACUACACGCCCCUUGAGUUGACGCACGACUGAUAGCACGUAGCAACAACUUCUGAUAAUGUUUUGAGUAAGAAGGCUACAUAUUAACUGACAACGGGCGCCAAGCACAGAGGGAAGAGCGGCUGUUUCUCCUACAAUGGCCACCAUCGUCUUUUGCUGUGUAAACAAAACGGCUCGGACUACCGCGAGACGAUGUUUGAUUUCUCAUUUAAAGGGACUCUCUAGCCCAGGAACGUCUCAUUUGCCGUUAUCCUCCACUUACAGCACGCCGCCGUCUUUCCUUCCUGGGACGAGAUGGUUUUUCAAGGGUUUCAGCGUGCGCUUCAUGUCUCAUGGGACCGCAGGCAGAUCCGCAGCCGGGCGAACCAGAAGGGGAGCCCUGGCGCUCUGUGGAGCCGCAGCAGUAACAGCAGCAGCAGUGGGGUUUUUAGCCAACGCCGACCACUUCCGGCGUGCUGAAAUGGCAACGAAAGUCUCUCAAGCCGCUGUGGAAAAGGAGGAAGAGGGGGGCAUCCUAGAAAGAUGCCGGGGGUUCAUGUCUCCUCCGGUGACCGACAUCGGUGUGCUGCAGGAGAGGAAAGGGGAGAUGCGUACGAGGAUGGAGAUGCUGAUCAUGGAGACGCAGGCCGAGUUCUGCAAAGCCCUGCAGGAGGUGGACGGUGGGAAGUUCAAGGUGGACCGGUGGGAGAGGAAGGAAGGUGGCGGAGGAAUCAGCUGUGUGAUGCAAGAUGGAAAGGUGUUUGAGAAGGCAGGGGUCAAUGUGUCAGUUGUGUUUGGAAACCUGACCGAGGAGGCCGCCAGGCAGAUGAGGAGCAGAGGGAAAGUCCUCAAAGGAAAAGAUGGUAAGCUGCCAUUUUGUGCCAUGGGUGUGAGCUCUGUUAUCCACCCUAAGAACCCUCACAUCCCCACAGUGCACUUCAACUACAGAUACUUUGAGAUCGAAGAGGAAGAUGGCUCUAAGCAGUGGUGGUUUGGUGGAGGCACAGACCUGACUCCAGUUUAUAUCAAUAAAGAAGAUGCGUUUCACUUCCACAACACCCUGAAGGAGGCCUGUGAAAAGCACCACCCGCAGUACUACCCCGACUUUAAGAAAUGGUGUGACAGAUACUUCUACGUCCGGCACAGAGGAGAGACUCGGGGUAUAGGAGGGAUCUUCUUCGAUGACCUGGAUGCCCCGAGCCAGGAGGAGGCAUUCAACUUUGUCAAGAGCUGUGCCCGCACUGUUGUGCCCUGUUACCUACCCAUCGUAUACAAACACCUCAACGACUCCUUUACCCCUGAGGAGAAGCACUGGCAGCAGGUACGAAGAGGAAGAUACGUGGAGUUCAACCUGGUGUAUGACAGGGGAGUGAAGUUUGGCUUGGCCACGCCUGGCUCGAGGAUUGAGAGCAUUCUCAUGUCCCUGCCCCUCACUGCUAGGUGGGAGUACAUGCACGAGCCUGCUAAAGGUACCCAGGAGGCUGAGAUGCUGGAGGUAUUGCGAAACCCCAAGGAAUGGGUGUGACCGCAGUGUUAACGGGUUUAUAUGUCAAUAUGAACAAAACAUCCAGGUCUUUGUUGUAUUUUAUAAAGGUAUGACCUGUUUGACUAGAUCAGCAGUGACACUGUGUUUACCAAAAUAAUAGAGGGUUGAGUUGCACUGAUCUGAAGACUUUUUAAAUCUGCGUUGGUACUUUUCUCUCUUUCCUGUUUGCUAUGUUUUAUCAAAUCAGCCUUGUUAACACUUAAUCACACUGGGAUUACAUUUCUAAUUAUUAGACAUUUGUGUUUCAAAUUUGAUGACUGAGCUUUGUGCCAUUGCUUACUGCCUAGAAAACUAAAAGGGAGACCAAAUGGUGUUAACUUCACAGGUGGCCAAUGUACCUGCUUUUAAGCCAUCUCCCAGUGAUGCGCUCCUUUUUAAGAAGUGUUUGUGUCGAACGCUAACUGGCGUUUUGUUUUCUGUGCCUGGGCUAAAUGCUGCUUGCUCUACUUGGAAGCUGUCAGAGCUCUGCCCUCCUCUACUCUUCUUUAACAAAGUACUGAAAGGGAAAUUAGGGACAAACUGAGCCACCGUAUGUAUGUAUGCAUAUAUGUGUGCCACCACUGGUAUCAAAUGUUAAUAAAUGUGGUUUUGAUGUUUCAGUG
Molecule: messenger RNA, 2206 nt
Organism: Micropterus dolomieu (smallmouth bass)
Lineage: Eukaryota; Metazoa; Chordata; Actinopteri; Centrarchiformes; Centrarchidae
Gene: cpox
Product: coproporphyrinogen oxidase
Exons: 7
Coding region: 216-1583 (455 amino acids)
Cellular component (GO): mitochondrial intermembrane space; cytoplasm
Molecular function (GO): coproporphyrinogen oxidase activity
Source: RefSeq, a predicted model, not a curated record